Solenopsis invicta (red fire ant) is the source of this 3524-nucleotide messenger RNA. RefSeq lists its product as uncharacterized. The coding region runs from base 316 to 2139 and encodes 607 amino acids. The record is from RefSeq and is a predicted model, not a curated record. Lineage: Eukaryota; Metazoa; Arthropoda; Insecta; Hymenoptera; Formicidae. The transcript has 10 exons.
ACUGACUCGGAAUUCGGUUAGUUUGAUACUCAACGCGUCAAAUUGGGCGCAGAGGUGCAUAGCCAGUCCGAAGAAGAAACUAGUGGUACCAAAAGUUAUUAUACAAGUGGUGAACAUCUGCAUUGCCUGAAUGACCAUAAACGCCUGAUGCGACGACUCGCUCCGAAACACACAGGACUGACUUUCUGCUUCAUCGCUCACGCUUACAUUGAUCUCGUUAUCAGGAUGUUGCCUUUUUGUGGUAACUGCUGAUAUCGCCAUAGCGAUAUAAACACCCAAUAUGAUGGCCACCAUAAUGAAAUCCAAUCGUCCACCAUGGAAGUGACUAUCUCGAGUAAUUCUCCUCGAUGGAUACGAGGUGUGAUCAGCCUUGUAAGGGCUAAAGUGGCGGCGGCACCCGGUGUCACCCAGUCGAAAGAUCUUUUCGCACCAUUACAGUGUAGCAGCAAUUUUUACAUAUUUAUACUCUACAUAAUUUUGACAACAUUGCAGAACCGUUCGAGAUUUAAAUGCUCGAUGUACGCCGCAUCGACGAACAAAAAUCCAAACGUGCUCUUGAGAAUAAUGCCUCGAAGCUUUCGGAGCAGAGACGCGAGAAUUCACGCAAAAGUGCGGAUAACAUUCCAGUCGUGGUGCAGAGAUCUGCAUCGAGUCGAAAGCGUGCUGGUAGUGCAUUGUAAUGCCGGCUUCUACGCUCCAGAGCCAGGGGACUUGCUCAGAAACGGAAGGAUGUGGUGGUCGAGGACGUGUCUUCUAUUAGUACUAAUCGGGCUGACGGGCUCUGAAAAGAAUAACGAGGAUGAUGCGUCAAGCGUCUUCAUAGAGGAAGCCAAAAAUCUCUUUUCCCAAAAGUCGCUCGACGACAUGGCCCAGACGUUUUCAGAAUCCGGCAAGCAGAUUCGUGACAUGAUGUUCGAUAAGAAAUCUUCGACGGACGGUGUCGGCCAGAUCAUCUCCGGGCUCAGUAAUUUGAUAGGAGGUGGAGAGAACAAUCAAGGUUUCGACAUGUCAAUGGUGGGUUCGCUUCUGAGCGCUUUUAAUCCUGCUAAGAGAUCGGCAAGAGGGGAGGACGGGAAGGAGGAAUCCGGCAUAGACUGGGGCAGCAUAGUUAGCAUGGGCAGCAUGUUCUUGCAACAAAAUGCGAAUAGCGAGAUGGCAAUGGGUCUCAUGCCAAUGCUUCUAGAUGCCCUGGGUCAUGGAGUAAACGACGUCGAUGGCGGGCAUAGAGAUCAUUCAGGGCACUCCUGGUUCUUGCCACCGAUAUUGGAAAAUAUUCACGUCGCGUGGGAACACUUCAGUAAUUCGGAACUUGCACGUGCAUUAUGGAAGACAAGCGGUCUAUCGACAGUAAUUGCUCAAAUGAUGGACAAAAAGGGCAACAUCCUAUGGGAGAAGAUCCUAGACAGUUUUGAACAUCCUAGUAUACGUCGAAGGUGGAUUAAGUCGCUCACGAAUUUUCUGGCCGAAUGGAUGUCUCACAUUUCUGAUCCGGCGAAUCAGCAGCGUUAUCUUACAACCGCACAAUUCGUCGGUAAUAGUUUUCUAAAGUCUCAGGGAUUCCCAAAAUCAAUGAUGUUUGAUGCUACAAAACCAGCGGAGAGUCUGUCCAGAUUAACAAAUGGAAUGGCAAAGAGGUACUUAAACAUGAACAUCGACAGUUCGGUAUACGUAAAGCCAGCAGUAUCGUAUUUCCAAGAAUUAGUAGGCUUGGCCUCUGAAAAAGGAUUUAUCAUGUCCCGAAUAAAUGCACGAGAGCUAAGCAACAGAUUAAGCGAUGUUAUUAAUAACGAUUUUAUCGGUCCUAUUCUCAAGUCGUAUCGAGCGUACAAAUGGGCGACGAAAGUGCCGCAAUGUGCUAGUCAAAUAUUAUGUACCAUUAAUGAAGGGAGUCGACAACAAGAGGCCAGUGGCAACAUAAUGGACGAGAUAUUUGCACGCGUGCGUAAAACAUUAUUGAGGGCAGCAAGUUUCCCCGCAGCUUGGGCAGUCAGUAAUAAGUUAGGAACUCAAUUCUGGCCCCUCUAUGGAGCCAUCAUGGAGCAUGAGGGAUGCAUCACUAAAUACCCAGCGGAUUGCACUGCUUUCCACGAAGAGGAGAUCCGAGUGACUACUACAGAAAACAUUCAUAGCGAACUUUAAGUUUAGCUCGAUAACUUUAAGUUUAGCUCGAUAACGAUCUGUGAAAGACAUUGAUAAGAGUCGCCUCUACGAUUAGAAGAGACGUGCCGCGAAGCCGUGUUUUUAUUUAUUCUAUAAUUCCAUCGUAUUCAUUGCACAAAAAAAAAAUAAAAUACGUCUAAAAUUGCGUUGAUGAUUGCGGCGGAGUCGAUUUAAUAGAAACGACUAGACUAUUAAAGAAUGUCUCUACGUUUUCUUUACAUGUACAAAGAUGUUAUAAAGUAUCAGUUUUAAAUAGCUAAUGUUAAUAAAACGUAACCAGAGAUGAAAACGCUUAGAGGAAUGCCGUGAAUAUCUAGAAGACGUUUUCUUAUACCUAAUACGGUCUAAAUUCAAAUGUUCUUUAGAUCUUUGUGUUAUUUAUAAUUUUAUAAAUAAGUUCGUGCUCGAGAAUUAAGACUUCUCAAAAGGAACAUAUGAUGUACGCAAAAGGCUUCCAAUUUUUUCGACGUUUUUGAAUGGAUAAUUACAUUUAGAAAUAAGAAUAACAUUUAAGAAAAUUGCACUAAGUUUAAUGCUUCUCUUAAUGACAUUAAAAAUGAAAUCAAUAUCUUUUACUAAUAUUUUUACCUAUAUUUAUUUUUUUCUUUUCUCUUUAGAACAAAUUGGUGUCAUAAUUUUAUCAUCUCAUGCGCACGUAUCAUUUUUAAUUAUCAAUAUAUGUAAUGCUUUAAUUAUUGCGAACUGCAAUGAUCUCAUUCGUGCGAUUGGGAUGACAAAAAAUAUCGUAAGAUAUUUUCAUUUUAAAGGAUAGGCAAUUAAGACCAUAAAUGAUAAUGUAAAAAAAUUUUUCUGAAAAUUUUUCCAUUUUGAAUGUAUCGGAAGUAAAACUGUGCCGCUAAUGUGAUAAAUGUAUUGAUUAAAAUAUCAUAGGAUAAAAUUAAACUUCCUAAAUGUUAAAAGACUUACGCUUUCACAUUGAAACGUCAUUAAGAGAAUUUUCAAAGAUACUGGAAAUUAAUUGUCAAUAUAAUAUUAUCCUGGUAAAUAACCGCAGAACGGAUCCAAUAGCCGCGCAUCAUGCGAAAAUAUUGUAAUAUUGUAACCGUAAAUAUGUCAGAAUGGUACAGACUUCAGUUAGCUCUAAUGAAAAGCUGUUAAAUCCACAGCAUUAAUCGAAUUGCAAUUCCUUUUCAUUGCUUAUACAGUAUAUAUUCGUCGAUUUAGAUAAAUGGAAGUGCAGUCAUGGAUACUUUGUGCAUGCUGCACAUUUAUACUUUAGCGCGUUUCCGUGAUUUUUCCUCGCGAGCGCAAUAACACGUGGUGCUCAAAUCUCUAUAUCAUAACGUAUAACUAUUGUAUUAAUAAUUGUACCUAUAUGAAUUACAUAUCGUGUCUUUCCUCUU